AUGCUCUCACGACUAAUUCAUUAUUGGGCUUCAAAAUAUAUCACGGAGAAGCUUUUAGCCAGUGAAGCAUUUCACAGAUUCGCAAUUAAAACACAUCGAAAUGUUUCGAAAUUAACAGAUCAAGCUUAUCCGUACGUAGAUGAAAGCAUAAAACGCACGAAAAUAUUUACUGAUAGUUUUAAAGAAAACCUAAAACGUGAAGCUGAAAAAGCUCAAUGGCCUAA
Messenger RNA from Dentiscutata erythropus, 224 nucleotides. Lineage: Eukaryota; Fungi; Glomeromycota; Glomeromycetes; Diversisporales; Gigasporaceae. The record is from the annotation of a GenBank genome assembly.